GUUGAUGCCAACAUGCUAACGCCAUUCGCUUCUUUUAGUAUAACGCAAGUGAACCUGAAAAGCUUGUUAAGUCUGGAUUCAGCUGUUCAAAGCGAAAUUAUGGUUUCCUUUAGAUGUCCACAGUUCUUUUAGCUUUUAUUUAUAGUGUGUAACGUUUGAAGUGAAGCCUUGCGAAAUACGAACAACAGCUAACGCCGUUAGCUUUAGCUUAUGUUUGAAAUAUCAGUGGAGUUUGAAUGGACUGAAGGAAAUUUCGCACUGAUUUAUUAAAAAAUGUCUAACAUCCAAAUGCUGAGAUCUGUAGUGGACCAGAGACUGACUGCUGCUGUUGAAGAGGUUUUUGAGCUGUUACAGAGAGCGAUAUCAGAGUAUGAGGAUCAACUUAGCCGAGCUAAAGAGGAAAACCAUCGACAACAGAAACUCCUGGACGCUGUUUACAACCCUGAAGUCCAGCUACACAGAGCAGACAUCCAACAGCUGAUGGUGAGUAAAGAGGAGAUUCUCCCUGUGCAGAUAGGGAGUAGCUUCAGCCUGAACUGUAUGAUUUCUGAGCCUCCACACAUGAAAGAGGAACUGGAGGAAGUGGAACUGUGCAGUAAACAGGCAAGAGAGCCGCUUCAAGGAGCAGAAGAGGCUGAUCUUAUCAACAUUUUUACACUAUCUUCUGUCACUGUGAAAAGUGAAACAGGGGAUGAAGAAAAACCUCAUUCCUUGCAGCUUCAUGAACUCCAAUGGGAAGUGAAUGGAGACACAGAGCAUUUGGAAUCAGAAGCUGAUGGAGAGGACUGUGGAGGAUCAGACAGAAGCUUGAAUCUGGACAGUCAUUUACAACUAGUUACGACUGACAAAACUUUAUGCAGUUCUGGAUGUAAAACUGGUGACAGUGCUGAUUGUUUGAUGAGUGAUGAACCUCAGGAAGAUUUGAACCCUCUCCUAAACAAAGAAGUGCAGUAUGACACUGAAAACACAUCUGUUAGCUCCUCUGAAUGUGAUCCCCCCUUUGGACUGAAGACACAACUGCAGGGACACAAAGGAAUCCAGACAAGAGAUAAACCACUAACUUGUUCAGUUUGUGGUAAAAGAUUGUCUAGUAAGGGAAGUCUGAAACAACACAUGCUACGUCAUUCAGCAGAAAAGCCUUUCAGCUGCUCAGUUUGUAGUAGAACUUUUGUCAGCAGAGCAGAGAUAGUGAUGCACAUGAGAUCCCACACUGGAGAAAAACCUUUCGAGUGUGGGGUUUGUGGUAAAAGAUUUAGUCACAAGAGAUCUAUGAAAAUUCACUCUGCUAUCCACACAGGAGUUAAACCAUUCAGUUGUUCUGUUUGUGGUCAAAGAUAUUUUCAACGUGGACAACUGAGGCAACACUCAGCUGUCCAUACAGGGGAGAAACCAUUCAGCUGCCAUGUUUGUAAACAAAAUUGUAACUCAAAAGCAGACAUUGUGAGGCACAUGAGGAUCCAUACAGGAGAGAAACCGUUUAGCUGCUCAGUUUGUGGUAAAGGAUUUGCUCUUGUUGGCAAUUUAAGGCAACAUGCUGUUAUUCACACAGGGGAGAAACCAUUCAGUUGCAGUGUUUGUCAUAAAAAAUUCUCUUGGCAUUGGUCUUUCAAAAAUCACAAAUGUGUUGUUCAGAGUAGUCAAACAUGAAUGAAACCUUCAGAUACUCAUCAGAUGUCACCUUUAGUCUGCACAGACAUCAAACAGCUGAUGGUGAGUACAAAAAAAGUUCUCCAUGUGCAGCAAGGGAAUAGCUUCAGUCUGAACCAUAUGAUUGCUGAGCCUCCAUGCAUAAAGAAAGAAAGAAAGAAAGAGAAACUCUUCAGUAAACAGGCAGGAGAGAACCUCAAGGAGCUGAAAAGGUUGAUGUUAUCAACAUUUUUACACUAACUUCUGUCACUGUGGAAAGUGAAAGAGAAGAUGAAGAAAAAUCUAAUAACUUGCAGCUUCAUGAAUUCUAAAGUGAAGUAAAUAAAAAAACAGAAGCUGAUGGAGAGGACUGUGGAGGAUCAGAAGCAGAUAGAGACUUGAAUCCAGAUAUUCAUUUACAGCUAGUUUUGGCUGAUAUGACUUCACACAGUUCUGUAUCUAAAACCGGUAACAGUGCUGAUUGUUUGAGUGAUGAACCCCAGGAAUUUUUUAACCUUAUCCUAAACAAAGGCAGAGUUCUAAGUGAUAUGAGACCUAACACUGGAAACACAUCAGUUAGCUUCUCUGAAUUUGCUCCAGAAUUUGAACAUAAGAAACAAAGAUGAAGCAGAAAGGAGAGAAACCAUCCAGUUGUUCAGUUUGUGGUCAAAGAUUCAUCAUGGACGUCUGAAGCAACACUCUCUUUCCCACACAAGGAACAUACUAUUCAGCUGCUCUGUCUAUAAGAAGAGUUUUAAAUGGAGAGCAGAUGCUGGUAAGCACAGGAGGGUCCAUACAGGACAGAAACUGUUCAGUUGCAAUGUUUGUGAUAAAAAAAUUCAUUGACAGUUGUCUCUCAAAAACACGUGUGUUUUUGAAGUGGAAAUUUACCAAUUGUCAACCAGCUGUGCUUCUAAAGGAAACUGAUGUGACAUAUAAAUGACCAGUGUGUCUCUGCCCUCAAUUUUAAACGUAAGAAGAACUCUCCACUCAUAUUCCCCCCAAAUCUCAGCCCGAUAGUCUUUCAGAUGUCUGUUGGACUACAACCUACUCUUCGACAUUUUCUCUGUGCUGGCCUGAUGUCAGCCUAGGCACUGGCCAUGGAGGGUUGAGUCUCGAGAAGGCUGGUGCUACGUCAGCACACGCGGAGCCCACCUGCUGCAACCAUGCAGAAACAAACAACAACAAGCAGUGUUUGGAUUUUAAUGGUGACAGUAAUGUUGGUCACCGACAGCUGGGUUGCUGUUUGGAGCCACAAUGAGGCGUAAAAAGACAACGGUAUAGGGAGGAGUGCAGUGUUAUGGCUGAAAUGUACACAAAUGAAAAGUGAAGUUUCCCCAUUAAGCUGUAGAGAAUUUAUUCAUUAAAUUUGAACAACAGGACCACAAGAAUAAUAAUAAUAAACACCACAAUAGCCUGCAUGUCUGUCAUGGAUCAUUUAAUUGUAUUUAGGCUACUGAGGCACAGUAAU
This is a messenger RNA of Cheilinus undulatus (humphead wrasse), 3097 nucleotides long. Its product is annotated as gastrula zinc finger protein XlCGF57.1-like. Gene Ontology annotation, cellular component: nucleus. The record is from RefSeq and is a predicted model, not a curated record. Gene Ontology annotation, molecular function: DNA-binding transcription activator activity, RNA polymerase II-specific; DNA-binding transcription repressor activity, RNA polymerase II-specific; RNA polymerase II cis-regulatory region sequence-specific DNA binding. The coding region runs from base 274 to 1647 and encodes 457 amino acids. Lineage: Eukaryota; Metazoa; Chordata; Actinopteri; Labriformes; Labridae. The transcript is spliced from 2 exons. Gene Ontology annotation, biological process: regulation of transcription by RNA polymerase II.